Messenger RNA from Penicillium egyptiacum, 1257 nucleotides. The record is from the annotation of a GenBank genome assembly. Lineage: Eukaryota; Fungi; Ascomycota; Eurotiomycetes; Eurotiales; Aspergillaceae.
AUGUUGGGAAUACUGCGAGAUUUAUUCUGUUUCCGCCGACGACGAGACAUCGAGCUACCGGAAGCUGACUCGUUCCAGUGCGACGAAAAAAGACCAGCCUGCUCCAACUGUUCAAGCCAUCUGAUCGAGUGCGGGUAUAACAACACUGCAGAGUUAGCCAGGUCACAAUCUCCAGAAACUUACACUGAGCGGCUACAUCGAAGCCGCUACCGACCUUAUCGCCAUGCUGCAGGCGGACUCAAACAGUCUUUCAAACAAUCCAAUAUUCAGCCAUCGGAAUUCACCCAAUCGACUGGAAUACAAGGUAGUCUGUCAUCGGGCUUGAUCAGCGCCAUUUCCCUGGCAGACCUGCAACUUUUACACCAUUACACCAUUGGCACGUACCAGACUAUGACUACUGGUCCAGAUCUCCAGACUAUCUGGCAAAAGAACCUCGUACAAUGGGGGAUUGAGUUUCCAUACAUUCUACAUCUCAUUCUUGCUUUAUCUGCCCUCCAUCUGGCUCACGAACAGCCAGACCUCCAAGAGCAAUACAUCCAACAAGCCGACAACCAUUUCAGCUUCGGAGUCCGAUCAGUUACAAGCGUGUUCACCGAGCUUAACGCCGACAAUUGCCAGAGAGUAUACAUGUCUGCCGUUAUGAUAUGUUUCAUAUACUUCGGCAGAGGCCCACGGCCAGGAGAAUACCUGAUCUUCAGCGACAGCGGACCCGCCGAGUGGCUAGUUCUUAUGCGCGGAGUGCGACUAGUUGUUUCAUCCCACCAUGCGAAAGUCUUCAGUGGAAUUCUCGAUCUGAGACCCAAUGACCGGAGUCGGGACCUAACAGCUGAGAUGCGCGAUGAAUUGCACGAACAUACUAUCAACACUGAAGCGGUCAAGCAGCUCGUUGAGAGGGAUAUGACUGAUAAUGAAAUUCGUGGCAGCUACCUGGCUGUUAUUGAAAAUCUCUUCAAAAUCAUGCGCGAGGUUUACGAGAGACGAUCUGCCGGGUCUUCUGGUGUGGACUUGAUGGAUCUUGUAAUGGGAUGGUUUUAUCGUCUCCCCGAAGAGACGAUUAGCUCUUUAGAGCGGAAGGAGCCACAUAUCCUUGUAAUACUAGCGCAUUGGGCUGUGCUUAUGAAGUACAUGGACUCGGCGUGGUUUAUGAGCGGCUGGGCUGAACAUAUGCUAUCGGGGAUCUCUACGUAUCUGCAUGAGGACUUCCGUCAGUGGAUUGAGUGGCCAUUGAACCAGGUGUACCCAACUCCGAUUGAAUAG